AUGGAACAUGAUGGUAAAGUAAAAAAAUUUGUCAUAAAGGAACGCGCUGCUGAUAUGGAAAAAAUAUCUAGAACUUUACGUGGAGAAAACACUCAUUUGAAACGAUUAACGAAAGCUGCAAACGAUUCGACAAUGAUUGAGUCUGUCAGUGAUUCCGAAGUGCCAGUAAUAAACGAUAAACCACUAUCGGAACAAUUGACAAGCAAUGCCCAAACGCGUGCCUUAAAAUUUGAAUUGAAAAAUCGACGUCUUUUAAUGUUGAUUGAAUCAUUAAAAGAAAAUUCAUUUCACGAAAGUUCAUCGCUUGUUUUUGAAUUGGAGAAAGAAAAAAAGAAGCUUUUAUUAAAAAUUGAAUCACUCACGGAUAAUAGUGAACGAAUAACACAGCAGAAUUCUGAUUUAGAACUUGUUUGUAAGCAAGCGCUUGAGGAGAAUAAAAAAUUGCAGACAUCAUCGAAAAAUCAGAAAUUAUCCUACGAAAAGCAGCAACAGAAUUUACAAGCGCAACAUACAAAAUUGAACGAUAUGGAGAUAAGGCGUGCCGAUGAUGUUGAAUGCUCAUUGGAAAGUCCAAAUAAAAAAUUAGAAGAACUUCGUAAAAUUGAGAGUGAAUCGAAUAAAAUUCAAACAAAAUGUCUCGAAUUAGAAGAUGUCGCAUUAGAUCAAGCUUCAUAUACAAUUGAACUUUUAGAGGAAAAAGUAGCGCAACUUGAGCAGGAAGUUGUAAUUCAGCUUCUCAAUUUUCUCGUUGAACGAUCCAGCAAGGAAUUGAUCUCGAUAGCAGCAAUUGAUCGUGAAACUUUGGAAACGUUACAAUCGAAUUUAGUCGCUGAAAAAUUAAAUACACAAAAAUUGUAUACAAUUUUGGAGAAAUUCGGAAUCGAACGCAAUACAAUUGUGAAAGAAGACGAAGUAAAAAGCUCAACUUUUCAGGAGGAAAUGAGAAUUUUGAAAAUCUACAAAGAUUAUUUUGAUCUUGAGAUAACCAAUCAGGAUAAAAAUUUUGUUCCACACAAAAUUUGUAGUUCCUGUUACACAAUAUUAACUCGUUGGAAUCAUAAAAAAGGGGAUAAACUAAAGUUUAUAAAGCCAACUUUGUGGGAAAAACCAUUAAAUCAAAAAGAUUGUUAUUUUUGCAACACCAAUGUGCAAGGAUAUAAUAACAAAAAUAAAAAGAACAUAUUGUAUGCUAAUGUCGACACUGUAAAAAAACCAGAAUUUUCAUGCAAUCCACCUUCUUCUCCCAAAACCUUGGAAAUUGACAGUUCAACUGAAGAUGUUCUAGAUUUUGAAAAUAAAGACAUGAGAACCGAUGAUGAGGACGACUAUUACCUUCCGUAUGAUGAACAGGAGAUAAAGAUUCGACAAACGUUUAACCAAGAAGAACUUAGCAAUCUCAUUAGAGAUUUAAAAUUGCCGAAGGAUUGUGCAGAACACCUAGCAUCAGUGUUGAAGAAGAAAAACUUGUUAUCAAAAGGCACAACAGUUAGCUUUUAUCGAGACAGAGAAAAAGAAUUCCGACAAUAUUUUACAAAAGAUGAAAAUCCGUCUGCAUUUAACGGAGCAGUUGUCGAAAAUUUUCUGGGUAAUCACAAGAGUGAAAAUUGGAAGCAAAUAGUUAGUGAUAUGAUUAAAAAUUUUGACUCGCAUCGGGAUCGAUUCCCUGAAAAUUUGGGAGAUUACAAUGAAGAACAAGGAGAACGAUUCCAUCAAGAUCUUAAAGAAUUUGAGCGUCGUUAUCAAGAAAGAUGGGAUGUAAAUAUGAUGUCCGACUACUGUUGGAUGCUGAAAAGGGAUAUUGUACCUGGAGGCACCAAUUUGAAACGAAAACCAUUACACAGAUCCUUUGAGGACAAAAGAGUGCGCUACCAUAAAAGGACGUGA
This is a messenger RNA of Leptopilina heterotoma, 1884 nucleotides long. Its product is annotated as coiled-coil domain-containing protein 18-like. NCBI's taxonomy places the organism in Eukaryota, Metazoa, Arthropoda, Insecta, Hymenoptera, Figitidae. The record is from RefSeq and is a predicted model, not a curated record. The coding region runs from base 1 to 1884 and encodes 627 amino acids. The transcript is spliced from 8 exons.